AUGUCAUCGAUAAUAAGACAUGUCCCACUGACAACGCGGGCUCCGCUAGCGACGCACCUUUACGUGUGCAGACGGACCUUGAGCACACCUGCCCCCAUGGUCAAUGUCAGUGACCUAUCUAUAGAGCGGUAUCACGCACUUUCCGACGCGACCAUGACAACUUUACUCGAACGGCUCGAGGAUUUGCUGGACACAGUAGGGAAUGACGCGUAUGAAGUAGACUAUCAUAGCGGCGUCCUGACGCUCAACUUAGGCACCCAUGGGACAUACGUGAUCAAUAAGCAACCGCCGAACAAGCAAAUAUGGCUCUCUUCCCCACUCAGUGGCCCCAAGCGCUAUGAUUACGUACUGGAAUCAGACGACUGGCAAUAUGCACGAGAUGGAAUAGGACUUGGCGAACUGCUUGAUGGGGAGAUAACGGAUAUGCUCCAGACGAAAGUCUCCCUGCAUCUAGUGGGUGUGUCUGCGCAGAUACAGGAGUAG
Molecule: messenger RNA, 483 nt
Organism: Suillus subaureus
Lineage: Eukaryota; Fungi; Basidiomycota; Agaricomycetes; Boletales; Suillaceae
Exons: 4
Coding region: 1-483 (160 amino acids)
Biological process (GO): intracellular iron ion homeostasis; iron incorporation into metallo-sulfur cluster
Cellular component (GO): mitochondrion
Molecular function (GO): iron chaperone activity; ferroxidase activity; ferric iron binding
Source: RefSeq, a predicted model, not a curated record